AUGCGCAUCUGUUCUCUGUACUCCAUGGGCAGGCAAUUUGCGAAAAGUUUCCUCUGCAGUCGUUUCCCUGAAGCUUAUUGGGUUUUACGAGAAGACUUUCUGCCUCGGAGUGCUUUUGGAGUUCUGGGUGAAAAAGGGUAUUAUGUGCGUUUCUCAGGAGAUGGGGUUGGAACUUUGUUUGAGUGUCUUUUCUACUGGAUGAUUCCCCCCGUUCGUCAUGAAGGCGCCGUCAUUUGUGUUUGA
Molecule: messenger RNA, 243 nt
Organism: Aspergillus calidoustus
Lineage: Eukaryota; Fungi; Ascomycota; Eurotiomycetes; Eurotiales; Aspergillaceae
Source: the annotation of a GenBank genome assembly